CGCUCAUUUCUCUUGUCAUUCCUUAAUCCUGGGUGUACUGGCUUCACCUAUCACCAGCCCUCUGCUAGCUCCCGUAUACUAUUUUGUCUGCGCUCUCCUAACCUCGUCAAGCCUCGCCAAGUCUCGUCGAAUUCACCUAUCAUCGUGUCCGCCAGGGCAGCUAAUUCACCACAAUGGCUCAGAUUGCCCUGCCACGACACCGCGCGACCCAGUCGCAGUCUGUGGGCGUCGGUUCACCCCUCUACCAGCGCCGCAAUGCCCCCAAUGCUGGCGCCAUCGAGCUCAUCCCCAACCCAGAGUUCUCGUUCCCCAUGCGCGACCCCGACGCGGCCUCUUCAGAACCCACCACGUUCAACUCGCGGCCAAUGUCGCUCCAGGCAUAUCCAGCGGGCCGUCGCGGGUCUAUGCCGCACGCGAGACAAAAGUCCAUCAACACUCUGCCUAGUUUCUCCUUCAAUCCUGCAGGCACAUUGAAGCCAGCCACGGGCACCUCUCCACCCGUCUCGCCAGCGACCGUCACAGUAACACCAGCAACCACAGCACCCGCGACUCCUUCGAGACCAAUACAGGGACACCACAAAAGGGGAGGAAGCGAAUUCAUUGGCGGAGACAAUCGUCCAGGCAUGUCACUGCUGAGCAGCAGUCCGACCAAGGGCGAGGGCGAUCUGCCAGCACCAGACACCACACUGCGUCCUGGACCUCCAGCAGGAAGGCGUGGCCAUGCUCACCGUCGUUCAGGCGCUGUUUCCUCCCACGACCUGUCCUCGAUGAUGACACCUCCCCCACCAACAACCGGCAGCGCGCCAGCCACGCCUUUGGAGGGCAACCAGUUCAUUGUUGGUCACUCCGUAAACAGAUCCAUGUCGCAGCCGUCAUUGCGGGCGAGCGGAGCCGACGAUGACUCGGCUGCACGCCCUCCAUCCAGGGCGCGAGUCGGAUUCUCCGACACAGUCGAAUACAUCCGCCCUCUGUCAACCAUUUCCUCGGAAACAGAGACAUCCAUGUCUACGAUCCGGUGUCAUUCGGCCUCGAACAGCCUCUCGUCGAUAGUGAGCGGCACGCAACCUGCACGCAUGGGUCGCCCAACCCUCAGCACAGUAGAGGACGAGGGACGACCUAGCACCGCUGGAGCCGUUCUGGACAAGUUUAUGAGUAACUCGUUGAGUGGCGACGUCUUGGAGCGCAAGCGACCCAUGUCUGCAGUUCCUGCAGCCUCGCCAACACUCGAUAUGAGCUCGAAUUCCCCCCUUCCCUCCAAAAGACGGAGUUUCUUUUCACGCAACAGCGACAAAUCAAUCAACGUGUUUCCAGUCAGCAAAUCUGACCCCGCUCUUUCGCGGUACUUGGAAUCGCCCUUGUCCACACCAUUAUCCGAAAGCAACGAGUCCGUAGAAGAUGCAGAGAAACCAAAGUCUGCAUCACGCAAAUCGAUUCGUAAACCCCGGAAAGUGAAGUCAUGGGCAAAUUCCAUCAUUCAAAAGAAGGGCAGACACAGCAAGAAAGUGAGGAGCCGCGCGCCAACGCCCCCAACAGACGCAGCCGUAGAAGUUGACGAUUCGGAUGUAUCGGACGACCUGGAUUUUGAACCCAAUUUUGAUGAGGAUACCACUGUGACCAUCGUCGCACCAUCUGAGUCUUCUGCCCCGGCGAGGAAGCUUGACACUGACAUUGCUUCGUGGCAACCGCGACCAAUGAAGCGUGUGGACUCCGACAUUAUGAGCCCCAUUAUCGAUUUGGACGCGGCGCUUGGGCCGUUCAAUACUCCCAAUGGCUCCAGUCCACGAAAUCAGCAGCGCGGAUUUUCCGCCCACAGAAGGGCCAUGCACAGCUUCAGUGGAACUGCACCAAGCCACCGAAGAACAGAAAGCGCGCCCGAACUGGUGCCUUUCGAGUUCAGGUCAUCGGCUGCUGCUUCUUCUGCUGCUCCCAUGGCUGAUGUGUUUGAGGAAGAGGAGCCAGAAGAUGAUGUACUUGUCAUGAAGAAGGGUUCAAUUGGUUCCAUUCCUGAAGAGUCCGAAGAGCCCAAGAUCCAGCUUGUCGAAGCAGAUGGCAAGCAGAAUGGAUCAACCAUCAACUGGAACUUCAAUGAUGGGUUGGGCAUCAAGCGCAAUACUAAGCUAAGCCAGCCAGAAUCAACGGAGCCUUUGUCUCCUCGAGCGCUACCACAACUAGUGCCAAGCGAUAGCGGCAUCUGGCAACCACAGCAGGCUGGUGUCGUCGAGGUUGUGGAGGACCAUGAAGAGCCGCGUACAUCGUCUCUGACCCACUCUUCCGACUCCACAGUCACUCAACAGCCGUUGACAGACGAUGUGAAAGACCACGAACCAGUGAUGAACGUGUCUAUUCCGCUUUCGCAGCAAAGCCUUAUGACACCCGACACUAUAUCGUCUUUCCCGUCUCCUGAUUACCAUUCUAGCCAGAUCUCAUUCGAUAAUCCUCGUUUGGGAACCGCGGGUUCCUCGAUGACCGACUACCCCAUCAUGCCAUCGCCACGAUUCGGAGAGCCCGGUCCUGAGCUUCGCGUCUCGGUGGACGAUGUCCCGUCUCUGUCGUCGUCAAGAUCGACUAUGACGAUCGCAAUGCAGCAUGCCUACCCGCACCCCAGUUCCCGUCGACCCAGCGACCGCUCGUCAUCUCUGCACUCUGCUACCAGCGAGGUGGACACACGCCGCCGCAAGCGUUCCAGCAUCGCAAGCUUGUCUCGACUCAUCAACAGCUCCUCUUAUAUUGAGAGGAGCAAGCUUUCAAUCGAGCAGCGUCCGCAUUCUGAACAUCGCAUGGAGCCUGUCAAAGAGAAGAAGAAGAGCAACCGUUUGAGUAAGCUGAUGUUCUGGAAAUCCCGGGAAUCCUCGUCAUCGUCGCGCGUCUGAUUCAAACCUCUCUUCUGGACCUUUCCACCCUUGGCACAUACCUUGACCACAUAUCGAAGGCAUGAUUUUGCAGUUCUUCCCGAACCUGGGCGUACACACCUCUCACCUUCACAUCUUGCAUGACACGGAGUUUUACCAGCGAGGCGGCUACGAAUGUUUAAUGGCGCAUCUUUUGCGAUGUUUCUCUUUUUGUUUUUGACACGCGAACAGGAGGAUACUUUCUUACACUCGUUGAGCAUAACUGCAUCUUUUUCCUUGCUUGCUCACUUUGUCUUGCGAAUACUGGGAG
Molecule: messenger RNA, 3159 nt
Organism: Dothidotthia symphoricarpi CBS 119687
Lineage: Eukaryota; Fungi; Ascomycota; Dothideomycetes; Pleosporales; Dothidotthiaceae
Exons: 2
Coding region: 174-2870 (898 amino acids)
Source: RefSeq, a predicted model, not a curated record